Sardina pilchardus (European sardine) is the source of this 3330-nucleotide messenger RNA. It is a transcript of the gene cdkn1d, whose product is annotated as cyclin-dependent kinase inhibitor 1D. Gene Ontology annotation, molecular function: cyclin-dependent protein serine/threonine kinase inhibitor activity. Gene Ontology annotation, biological process: regulation of mitotic cell cycle; signal transduction by p53 class mediator. Gene Ontology annotation, cellular component: nucleus. The record is from RefSeq and is a predicted model, not a curated record. The coding region runs from base 546 to 1073 and encodes 175 amino acids. NCBI's taxonomy places the organism in Eukaryota, Metazoa, Chordata, Actinopteri, Clupeiformes, Clupeidae. The transcript has 3 exons.
AGUUCGAAUGUGUGUAUGUGCGUACAGGCAGCGCUAGAGCGCAAGUCCUCAGUUCAACACAACUUGUGCAGGCAACAGGCGUCAGUGCGCGGAGCUGGUUUGGUUGCAGUGGACCUGAUGCAGCGCGUGUAACGGUGGCGACUCAAAACUAAGAACAUUCCGAGGUGUUCAAGCAAGCUUCUUCAACAGCGAGGUGCAAGAGACAGUGGCAUAAAGGACUCAUUCUUCGGAUAAUCCGCGGAUGCUGCGUUGGGCGUUGCUGUUGUUGUUCCAGUGACCCAGCCCUCAAAUACUAAUUGUUCUGCUAUUUAUCGCGUGGUAAUCCUUUACGGGCGGACGCCCCACGAUCCCAGACAUCCAAAACAAACCAGUUCGGGAUUAGUAGCCGAUAUCACGGGCUAGUUCGACCGAGACGGGCAGCAUCACUGAGUUGGAGUGAGUGCUGGUUGUUUACGAGGUGUACCUGCACGCACGACUUCACGCAACUUCCUCGCGUUACCAGUCUACCUGCAAGUUCUAUCCACGAGCUUCAAAGUGACCGACUCAUGGCCAUGGCUGAGGCUGAAGUUCCUAUGGAGGAGACUAGGGGGCGCUGUGGUGUGCGGCGGAAUCUCUUCGGCCCCGUCGACCACCAGCAGCUCGAGCAGGAGUUCCAGCGUCUGCUGUGCAUGACCGUUGACACGGCAACGCGCCGCUGGGACUUCGACUUCCUGUCCGACCGCCCCUCCCCAGGCUCCGCCCUGCAGUGGGAGGAGUUACGAUGCCAGGAUGUGCCAGCGUUCUACCACAGCCGCGUGCUGAAGGGGGCGGGGUCUAUGCGCUGGAGGAGUGAGGUGGGCACCUCCUCUUCAUCCUCCUCCUCCUCCUCCUCCUCCUGCUCCUCCUCCUCCUCCUCCUCUCCGACCCACUCCUCCAGUGAGGGGUCUCCAACGCGGAACGCCAGGGCCAUGAAGAGAAGCUUCAGCGCGCUCAGCGUUGUCAUGGCACCCAAACACAAACAGGCCACCAUCACAGAUUUCUUCACGGUGAGGAAGAGGCGGCGCCUGCAUCACAAGUCCAUGUCACGCCAGUAGGAGGCGCUAGACCACAGGAGGAGUGGCUUAGCCUCACAGUAGCAAUGGAAGAGAUGUACAUAGACUUGAGUGGACUCACUUCCUGUUUGAGCAGACUCACUUCCUGUUUGAAUGAACACACUCUAUCAGACUCUUCUCGGGCUUAUUUUGUUUAAAGUAUCUGAUAUACUGUGAAAACAAUAAUGCACUCUCUAAACAACUCUACCCCUCAUCCCCCAAACGACCCCCCUCAAACUACCCCCCUCAUCCUCCACACUACCCACUCACCCUUCAGACUACGCUAAUUGCCCCAAACUACGCUAAUUGCCUCACUGUAAACCAGACAACUGAAGCUCCAACCUCAGUGACCUUUAUGACCUUCAGUGACCCUCAUGACCUUCAGUGACCUUUGGUAAAUAUUAGCAGAGGGCCGACACUCAAGAGGCCCACAGGUCAGCCAUGUUAUUCUGGUGUGUGUGUGUGUGUGUGUGUGUGUGUGUGUGUGUGUGUGUGUGUGUGUGUGUGUGUGUGUGUGUGUGUGUGUGUGUGUGUGUGAAUGACCGCAGGACCGAAGUGGCAGAGGUCACUGGUCACUUGUUCACCUGUAACAAUCCACUCACACACACUCUCACACACUCCACUCCGCUUUGCUGUCUCUUAUUUAUUUAUUGCUGCUUUGUAUGUUUUGCGGUACCUCAGCUCUGUAGCCCCUCCCAUGCGCUGCCUGUGCAGCUCCUGUAGCGCAAUACGCUAAUGUGGACCACACGAGUGUGUAUGUGUACUCUUUAACUAGUAUUAUGUUCACUCUUUGGUUGUAUUUCUUCAGAAUAUUGAGCUUGCAGCUUCUAAAGCUGUUUUCAUUUGAUGAUGUAGCAAUGGUGAGUCUGUUCCACAUGUCAGCCUUAAGGUAAUCUAUUAAUGUUGUAGCAUAAAGCUAAUAUCAUUGCUAGUGAUGUAGCAUAAAGCUAAUCAUUGCUAAUGGUAUAGUAUGGAGCUAAUCAUUGCUAAAGGUGUAGCAUAAAGCUAAUCAUUGCUAAUGGUAUAGCAUGAAGCUAAUCAUUGUUAAUUGUGUAGCAGUAAGCUAAUCAUUGCUAAUGGUGUAGCAUAAAGCUAAUCAUUGCUAGCAGUGGAGCAUAGCAAGCGUUUCUAUAUGAAGGGAAUGGCUUUGGGUGUUCUGCUGGGUAGCUGUGUGAAACUGUUCUGGUGUGUAAGAGAGAGAACCUUUCCUUCUAAGGCAGCUGAAAUAGUUGACCAAAGCAUGGAGCAUCGCUCUUGUAGUUGUGUGCACUGCUCUUAGACCAGAGACCGAACAAAAAACAAUUUCAAUCCCCCCCCCCCCAGGCCUUUGCAGGAGUGCAGAUUAUUCUGGUCUGCUCUUUCUAGCCGAAUGUUUGAAUGAAUAGCCAUACUCUGAACUGUCUACCUCAGCCAAACAAAAACAGAUGAUUUGAAGGAUUUGUUGUCUCUCUCUUUUUUUUCUCUCACACACAAACACUAACUUACAGACCCUGACAAAACCUCCUCUGCUCACCAGAGUGAAGUGGUGUGUGUAUGUGUGUGUGUGAGAGUGAGUGUGUGUAUGUAAGACAGAGUUUUCUACUUUAUUUUAAUGACACCACAUCCUCCCAUGCCUGUGCUGUUUAGCCAUCUAAAUGUAGCAUAUAUUAUAAUAAUGAUUAUAUAUUUUAUAUAUUAUAAUAAUGAUUAUAUAUUUUAUAUGUUCUUAUUUGUGUGGUUUGUAUGUUGCUGUCUAUGGAGGUAAAUUCUAAUUUAUUGUAAUUUUAUUAUAAUGAUUCUAUCAUUGGGGACAUGGUCCAGAUGUAACUAUGACGACGUUUUCUGUCAUCUUUGCACUACAUGAGCCUUCAUCUGCGUCUGAGCAGAUCCACUUCCUGUCUGAGCAGAUCCUCUUCCUGUCUGUUGUUCCAGUACAUGCUCACACAGAGUACUCAAUGUAUCUGACAUCUCUGUCCAGAGUUCACACACAGAGUACUCAAUGUAUCUGACAUCUCUGUCCAGAGUUCACACACAGAGUACUCAAUGUAACUGAUAUGCAUGAAUGUACGCUUUGGUAAAGGUAUAUCAUUUCUGUAAUGAACGGAAGAGUGUUGGCCAUCUUGUAUUGCUGCAGACUAUAUCUGUUGCUGUUGUAUUCCUGAGCACCAGAGGGCAGUGUUGCGCUCCUGCUGAUGCUGUGUAAGAGUUCUGCUGUGGAACUCCGCAUGACAUCAUUACCCUGUGUGUUCCUAAUAAAGAAUCAUAUCGUUUCAACUCUAAA